AUGAUUUUCAAGGAUCAGCUUACAGCUGUCAGUUUCCGAAUUUUGUUGACUUCCAUGAACUUAUUCCCUUACUACACCAUAGUAUCACCAACUCUGUUAUGGUUUAUAAUUCGAUGGUCACGACGAAUCAAUGCUGAAAAAAUGGUUACGAUGGUGAAGAAGAAAAGCGAAGCUGAAAACGAUAUCUAUUUCCGUACUUAUGAAGAAAUGUGGGGUCACCGCCGGUGA
Haemonchus placei is the source of this 228-nucleotide messenger RNA. The record is from the annotation of a GenBank genome assembly. Lineage: Eukaryota; Metazoa; Nematoda; Chromadorea; Rhabditida; Trichostrongylidae.